CAGCAUGCAACAAACGCUCCCAUCAGAGCGACCUGCAGCACUGCAGUCGGGCUCACCUUUAACCGCUGGAGCUGCAGCUGGAUGACCUCCCUGCUCACUCUGUGAGGAGGCUUUAAACUGGGAACAAACCAAAGAGGAGCUGCUGGAUGAGUUUUAGCUUGUCGGGAUUGCUUUUUUCCCCUAAAGGUGUCAUCACCUGGAUUUUCUCCUGAGACAGUUUGAGAAAGGACUCGUUUUCUGUGUUUUUCUGUUUCUGUGCUGCUGUGGGAACAAACAAUGUUCUUCUCCAGGACAGUCCUGCAGCAGUGGUGCUUUGCUGUCUUCUUGCUCUGCUCUCCGGUGCCGCACUUUGGACGGCCGAUUGAUGCCCUGAGCAGCAGAAUGAAACGCUCGGUGAGUCACGCUCAGCUGAUGCACGACAAAGGCCGGAUGAUGAUGGAACAUGAGCGUGUUUUACUCCUGAAGGCGCUUUUGGACGAAGUCCACACGGCAGAGAUCCGUGACCUCCCUGUGCGGACCACCGGGGGAGGCGGGAGCAGCAGCGACGCCGGGGUGCCGGGGGUCGGCCUGGGAAUCAACCUCAGCACCACCGGCAGCACCCUGCACUCCAAACCCCCCGGAGGCACCAAGAACCUCCCCAUCAGCUUUCGGCUGGAGGAGGAGGAGGGCACCAACCUGCCACAGGAGACCAACAAGUCGCAGACAUACAAAGACGGCGUGAUUAAAAUGUCGGGCAAAAAGAAGAAGAAAUCGAGGGCUGGGAAGAGGAGGGAAGGGGAAAAGAGGAAGAGGAGGGCACGCUCUUUGGGCUGGAGGCUGGAGGAUGAACUGGGGAGCGGACUCCACCUGGAGUGGAGGUCUCUGCUCGGCCUGCAGAGGGCGCUGCAUUAAAACGCCGUCAGUCUCUGACGAAGAAACCUUCGGACGGUCGGAGUGGACUCCUAAAUGCUCACAUUACAGACUCUGUAACUGUGAUUGUUUGGAAAGAAAUUGGAAAAUAUUUAUUGUGUGUAAAUAUUCUAAAUAUAGCAGAGUAGAUAGCAGAAUAUGAUAAGAAAAAAAACCUUAUUGGCGCUCGGCAGGGCGACAGAUUUUACUCUUUGUGAAUCCUUGCUUUUCCCUUUUUAAAAUUUCAAUUAUGUUCAGUUUUUUGCAGUAAUUUAUUUUGUCUGAAUGGUGUAUUUAUUUUGUAAAUGUAUCGAGGUGCUGCUGACCUUCUAUAUUUUUGUACCAUAAUGCACUUUAGAUAUAUAAAUAUAAAUAUAUAUACCAUUAAUUUUGCUCAUUGACUUGUGUUUGUGGGUGAUUGAAAUGAAGAAAAACGACGGUUGUCUCUCUGUGUUACCUUUCAGUCGGUCUGUCCAAGGGUCCAGUUUUCAUUUGUUUGUUUUUUUGUUUCUCUGCUGCUGUUUGUUCGAUUGUUUUCAGUUUGUUGUCUUCAAACCGCUCUGCUUCUCACGGCCAAACUUCACAUGUGUACAUAAACCAAACACGGCUCCAUAUUGUUGUUUUUGGCACUUGCACUGAGAUAAACAGCCUGUACUGAAUGGAUUAAACAUUUGACAGUA
Molecule: messenger RNA, 1568 nt
Organism: Oreochromis niloticus (Nile tilapia)
Lineage: Eukaryota; Metazoa; Chordata; Actinopteri; Cichliformes; Cichlidae
Product: parathyroid hormone-related protein
Exons: 4
Coding region: 277-891 (204 amino acids)
Biological process (GO): bone mineralization
Cellular component (GO): extracellular region
Molecular function (GO): hormone activity
Source: RefSeq, a predicted model, not a curated record